Messenger RNA from Rangifer tarandus platyrhynchus (Svalbard reindeer), 1092 nucleotides. The record is from the annotation of a GenBank genome assembly. Lineage: Eukaryota; Metazoa; Chordata; Mammalia; Artiodactyla; Cervidae.
AUGGCGUCGCGCAAGGUCUUAUCCGCAUUGCGCGCGCUGAGGCGGCCGCUGUCGCCGCCGCCGCUGCUGCUGCUGCUGCUCCUCGGGCCGUGGGCCGCGGCGGGCCAUGCCGGCAAGUACUCGCGGGAGAAGAACGAGCCCGCGCCGCCCUCGAAGCGCGAGCCCGCGGCGGAGUUCCGCAUGGAGAAGCUGAACCAGCUGUGGGAGAAGGCCCAGCGGCUGAACCUUCCUCCUUUGAAGUUGUCCGACCUCCACACCGAUCUGAAGAUUCAAGAACGGGAUGAAUUCAAAUGGAAGAAGCUGAAGGCUGAGGGCCUGGAUGAGGACGGGGAGGAGGAGGCGAAGCUGGUCCGCAGCCUCAGCGUCAUCCUGGCCAAGUACGGUCUGGACGGCAAGAAGGACUCGCGGGUCGUGAGCAGCAACUUCAUCGACCACGGUGCCGAUGACAACAGCCUGGAGGACCCCCGGCUGGAGAAGCUGUGGCACAAGGCGAAGACCUCGGGGAAGUUCUCCAGCGAAGAGCUGGACAAGCUGAGGCGGGAGCUGCAGCACCACAAGGAGAAGGUGCAGGAGUACCACGCGCUGCUGGAGACCCUGGGCAGGACCGAAGAAAGCCACGAGAACGCCAUCGGGCCGGUGGACCUGAGCGGCAUGCAGGCGGAAGCACUGGCGAGCAGGCACGCGGAGCUGAAGGACCGGCUGCGGAACAUUGGCCAGGGCUUCGACCGGCUACGCAGGGUCAGCCAACAGGGCUACAGCGCGGAGACCGAGUUCAUGGAGCCGCGGGUGCUGGACCUCUGGGACAUGGCCAAGUCAGCCAACUUCACCGAGAAGGAGCUGGAGUCCUUCCGGGAGGAGCUCAAGCACUUCGAAGUUAAAAUCGAAAAGCACAACCAUUACCAGAAGCAGCUAGAAAUUUCUCACCAGAAGCUGAAGCACGUGGAGAGCUUCGGGGACCAGGAGCACAUCACCCGCAACAAGGAGCGGUACGCCAUGCUGGAGGAGAAGACCAAGGAGCUGGGCUACAAGGUGAAGAAGCACAUGCAGGACCUCUCCAGCCGCGUCUCCAGGGCCCGCCACAACGAGCUCUGA